AUGAUUCUUGUUCUUCUUGGUGUUCACGCGAGGGCUGGGAAUCUCCUAGAGAACCCUAUGAAGAUAUCAGCUAAAUCUGGUAAUGGACAAGUGAUCUUAUCUCACAAAGAAGAACCUUAUUUCUUCACGUUUGGAAAAUCUGAGGUGCCUAAAGGUCUUGAAGUCGGAAAUGGAACAAUGGCUCGGAAGGAGAAGGCAGUGAUAUAUGUUCGCAAGCAGUAUUUGACUGAAUCUCCUUUGAUGCAUAUAGCUAAAGACCUCGAGGAAGUUCAUUUUGAGGUGCGAGACAUGCUUGGAGAUGGACGUCUCAUAAAACGUCGAAUUCGAGAUGGAAGAGGAGAAUUUCCAAUGGAUUGUCCUCUCCAAGACAGUCGGUUAAGCGUUCAUUACAAGGGCAUGCUUCUCAAUGAAGAGAAGACUGUCUUCUAUGACAGUAGGAUUGAAAAUAAUGAUCAGCCGUUGGAGUUCAGUUCAGGAGAAGGACUGGUGCCUGAGGGAUUUGAGAUGUGUACUCGUUUGAUGCUACCAGGGGAGAUUUCUCUUCUUACAUGUCCGCCUGAUUAUGCAUAUGAUAAAUUUCCAAGGCCGCCUGGCGUUCCUGAAGGUGCACAUGUUCAGUGGGAGAUUGAACUCCUUGGUUUCGAAACGCCAAGAGACUGGACUGGGCUGGACUUCCAGAGCAUCAUGAAUGAGGCAGAAAAUAUCAGAAGCACGGGUAACAGGCUAUUCAAAGAAGGAAAAUUUGAGCUCGCAAAAACAAAGUAUGAAAAGGUGCUCCGGGAAAUCAAUCAUGUAAACCCACAAGAUGAUGAGGAAGGAAAAGUAUUUGGUGAAGCAAGGAAUAUGUUACAUCUGAAUGUUGCGGCUUGCUUGCUUAAAUUGGGAGAGUGGAGGAAGUCUGUAGAGACAUGUAAUAAGCUCGGCAAUGUGAAAGGUCUCUACCGCCGCGGAAUGGCUUACAUGGCAGGUGGAGAGUAUCAAGACGCUAGAAAUGACUUCAAUAAGGUAUUUCAUACUAAAUUUGCUUGUUAUACUGAUGCGACAACCGCACUUCUGAAACUCAAGCAGAAAGAACAGGAAGCGGAGAGCAAAGCUAGAAAACAAUUCAAAGGAUUAUUCGACAAGAAACCGGGGGAGAUAACCGAAGUCGGUUCAGAAAUAAGAGAGGAGACUAAAACUAUACAAGAAGUGGAUGAGACAAAGGAUAACGAUGAUGGAAGAGAGGAAGAAGAAAGUACGACCACGGUGAGCAGUGGAAAGAAGAGGAAAUGGUCGGAGAAAGCCUGGCUGAUUAUGAAGAAUGUGAUGGUUCAGAUAGGUAUCCAGCUCGGUGUUGCUCUGUUUGGUGUUUUGAUUUUCCAGUUUUUCAGCGCCAAAUUUACAUGA
Eruca vesicaria subsp. sativa (arugula) is the source of this 1386-nucleotide messenger RNA. Lineage: Eukaryota; Viridiplantae; Streptophyta; Magnoliopsida; Brassicales; Brassicaceae. The record is from the annotation of a GenBank genome assembly.